AUGGUCGGUAGUGUUGAACUUAUUCCAAUUGCUGAAGGUACUCGUAUCACUGUCAAAGAAAAUGAAAAAGUUAUUGUUGGUCGCGGUUCAUCAUUAGGCUGUAAUGAAAAGAAAAUUUCUCGUCAUCAUGCUGAAUUAUUAUUAAAAGACGAUGGUACUCUUUGGAUUACACCAACUCAUGCUAAUCCAGUUUUUUUUCGUCCAUUAAAUGGUAAAACUAUUCAAUUACAAAAAGAUAUUCAACGAGAAUUAAAAGAUGGUGAUCAAAUUGGUUUACUUCCGUCAACGUUUUUCUUUCGUGUAAGUUUUUCAACGGAUGUCAACAAUAACAACGAUAGGAAUGAUUCCGAUUCGGAUUCAUUAUAUGAAUGUAAGAAAGAAGAAGAAGAAGUAGAUGAUGAUAAUGACGUUAAACCAGCUCCUAUUCGUUCAAAAUCACCAGAUGAUUGGUCACCUACACAUGGAUAUCGUCGUUCAAUAAGUAAUCAAGAUGUAUCAGUUUUUGAUUUUGAUGAUGAUCUUAUUAUUCAACCAACUUCAACGCCACCUAAACGUACUCCAUUGGAGAAAAAAACUACAUCAGAUGUUGAACCAAAACCACGUAUUGUAACACCACCACCCAAACGUACUCCACUGGAGAAAAAAACUACAACAGAUGUUGAACCAAAAUCACGUAUUAUUACACCAAGUCCUACAAAAGCUAUCUCUCGGCCUACUGUACCUCGACCUACCAUUUCUCGUCCAUCUGUAGAAAGCGAAGAUGAACCUGAACCAAUGAACACAAAUGAUAAAAUACGUAAGCUACCUAAAUGGAUGGUAGCACCAACCCCCUCACCUGUAGUAAAACAAACUACUACAACACCAAAAUCAUCCUAUUCACGAAGUUCAUCAUAUACUGCUCCAACUAGUGCUAAACGACAUUUGAGUUUUGAAGGUGAAAGUAAUGAUGAUUUAAAUGAAUCAUCAAAUAUAUCAGAUAUUCGAUCACCUAUUGAAACAAAAUCUCCAGGAAAAGUAUUAAGUAAAAUACCUGCAGAAAGAAGUUUUGAUAGUGAUAGUGGAGAUGGUUUUGAUUCUGUUACGCCCAAAACACCACCACCACCAAAGAAAAUGAAGCCAGGUGGUAAACGUCGUCCAAUUUGUCAAUUUGGUGCAACGUGUUAUCGAAAAAAUCCUACUCAUCGUGCUGAACAUUCACAUCCAGGAGAUGAUGAUUAUGAUGAGUCAAAAAAAUUCAAUGAUAUGGAUGAUAUGGAUGAUAAUGAUGCUGAUAAACCUGAUUGUCCAUUUGGUAAAUCAUGUUAUCGACAAAAUCCUCAACAUAAACGUGACUUUAAACAUUAA
Molecule: messenger RNA, 1344 nt
Organism: Adineta steineri
Lineage: Eukaryota; Metazoa; Rotifera; Eurotatoria; Adinetida; Adinetidae
Source: the annotation of a GenBank genome assembly